Pseudonaja textilis is the source of this 3003-nucleotide messenger RNA. The record is from RefSeq and is a predicted model, not a curated record. NCBI's taxonomy places the organism in Eukaryota, Metazoa, Chordata, Lepidosauria, Squamata, Elapidae.
CCGAUGUUUAUUCAAGAACCUGACCAUGUGAUCUUUCCCAUGGACUCAGAGGAGAAGAAAGUGUCUCUCAAUUGUCAAGCCAGAGGAAAUCCUGCCCCAACGUACAGGUGGCUCCAGAAUGGAACCGAGUUAGACAUAGAAAGUGAUUACCGCUACAGUGUAAUAGAAGGAAGCCUUAUUAUCAACAAUCCCAGUGAAUUAAAAGAUGCUGGGCAAUACCAGUGUUUUACCACCAAUGUCUAUGGAAGCAUUUUGAGCAGGGAAGCAACACUUCAAUUUGCAUAUCUGGGGAAUUUCAGCGGACGGACAAGAAGUGCUGUGUCAGUGAGAGAAGGUCAAGGUGUGGUACUAAUAUGCUCUCCUCCACUUCACUCACCAGAGAUCAUCUACAGCUGGGUAUUUAAUGCAUUCCCCUCCUUUGUGGCAGAAGACAGCAGGCGUUUCAUCUCCCAGGAAACAGGCAACCUCUAUAUAUCCAAAGUGCAACCAUCAGACGUUGGCAGUUAUAUCUGCCUCGUGAAGAACACAGUGACAAAUGCCAGGGUCCUUAGUCCUCCAACUCCAUUAACACUUCGAACUGAUGGUGUGAUGGGAGAAUAUGAACCAAAAAUUGAGAUCCAUUUUCCAUUCACAGUUAUAGCGGCUAAGGGAUCUACUGUUAGGAUGGAAUGCUUUGCACUGGGCAACCCAGUUCCAAUAAUCUCAUGGAGGAAAGUUAAUGGCCCCAAUCCGAGCAAAGCUCGCCUGCGGAAGUCCCAAGCGGUGCUCGAAAUCCCAAACGUGCAGCUAGAAGAUGCAGGGACAUAUGAAUGCAAAGCUGAGAACUCUCGGGGAAGGAAUGUCUUCCGAGGACAGUUGCAAAUAUACACAUAUCCACACUGGACAGAGAGACUGAACGAUACCCAAUUAGACAGUGGGGAUCAACUUCGCUGGGAGUGUAGAGCUUCUGGAAAGCCAAGGCCAACUUAUCGCUGGCUCAAAAAUGGGAAUACUGUACGGUCAGAGAGCAGGAUUGAGAUGGUUAAUGGUGUACUGAUGAUCCACAGUGUUAAUCAGUCAGAUGCUGGAAUGUAUCAGUGCGUAGCAGAAAACAAGCAUGGAGCCAUCUAUGCCAGUGCUGAACUGAAGAUUUUAGCUUCUGCUCCAACUUUUCCCCUGAGUCAACUGAAGAAGACCAUUAUUAUUACCAAAGGCCAAGAAGUCACUGUGGACUGCAAACCACAAGCUUCUCCCAAACCAACCAUUGGGUGGAAGAAAGGAGAAAAAAAUGUGCGAGAAAAUAAAAGGGUAACUGUUCUUCCAGAUGGAAGCCUGCAAAUUCUGAAUGCCUCCAAAUCUGAUGAGGGGGAAUACAUAUGCCGAGGAGAAAAUAUAUUUGGUUCAGCAGAAAUUACAGCUUCAGUAUUUGUGAAAGAGCCUACCAGGAUAGACCUGUCCCCCAAGAGAACUGAGCUCACUGUGGGAGAAAGCAUUGUCCUCAGCUGCAAAGCUUUCCAUGACCCAACCUUAGAUGUCAUCUUUCACUGGAGUCUGAAUGGGCAACCUAUCGAUUUUGAAAAAGAAGGUGGACAUUUUGAAAAAUUAGGAUCAUCAUCUUCUGCGGAUUUAAUGAUCAGGAACAUCCUCCUGAUGCAUGCUGGAAGAUAUGGCUGCAGGGUGCAAUCUACAGCAGACAGCAUAUCAGAUGAGGCAGAACUUCUUGUUAGGGGUCCACCUGGGCCUCCUGGGGUUGUCAUUGUUGAAGAAAUUACAGAGGUCACUGCCACUCUUUCAUGGACACCGGGAGCAGACAACCACAGUCCUAUCACUUCUUACAACUUACAAGCACGAAGUCCAUUUUCACUUGGCUGGCAGACUGUGAAAACAGUUCCUGAACACAUAGGGGGUGACCUGGAAUCUGCAACAGCAAUUGAACUGAACCCAUGGGUAGAGUAUGAAUUUAGAGUUGUAGCAACUAACAAAAUUGGAACAGGAGAUCCAAGCACACCGUCGAAAGUGAUCCGAACCAAAGAAGCAGUGCCAAAGACAGCUCCCGGUAACGUAAGUGGCAGAAGUGGAAGGCGGCAUGAAUUAGUAAUAGCCUGGGAGCCAGUCUCCGAAGAAUUUCAAAAUGGGGAAAGCUUUGGAUAUAUUGUGGCUUUUCGACCAAAUGGGACAAGAGGCUGGAAAGAAAAAAUGGUCACGUCUUCUGAUGCCUCCAAGUUCAUCUACAGAGAUGAAAGCGUGCCUCCCUUGACUCCAUUUGAGGUGAAAGUUGGAGCAUAUAACAACAAAGGCGAUGGACCGUUCAGCCCAAUUGUUGUGAUCAGUUCUGCUGAGGGAGAACCGAGUGCAGCCCCUACUGAUGUCAAGGCUACAGGACUGUCAGUAUCAGAGAUUCUUGUUGCGUGGAGUCACAACAAAGAUAGCCUGGGAAGGCCCCAGGGAUUUGAGGUUGGCUACUGGAAAGAUAUGGAACAAGAAGAAGCAUCAGAGAAGGCCAGGUCAGAAGGCAAUGAGUCCUCUGUCAUCCUCACAGGGCUAGAAGGCAACACCCUGUACCACCUGAGAGUGAAGGCAUACAACUCAGCAGGCUAUGGACCACCAAGCAACACCGUCCAUGUGGCCACUAAGAAAUCUCCACCUAGUCAAGCACCGAACAUUAUGUGGGUUCAAGAUGGUUCUCAUGUUUCCCUGGGAUGGGAGCCUGUAAAGCCUUUAGCUAAUGAGUCAGAUGUCAUGGGAUACAAGGUCCUGUUUAGGCAAGAAGGACACAGCAAUAGCCAAGUAAUUGAAACACAGAAAACAUCUGCAGUGGUGCUUCUCCCUGAUGUAGGUGUCUACAUCAUAGAAGUCUGCGCAGUGAGCGAAGGAGGAGAUGGCACACCAAGCAGCCAAAUCAGGAUACCAUCCUUUUCAGGUGGAAAAGUCACAAAUUCUCAAUCCAGGCUAAAUGCUUUUACCACUUCUUCAUCAACUGUAACAUUUCUACUGGUAUUGAUGGUCCCUUCAACGUCAUGGUGA